CCAGUCAACAGUAAACAAUCAAGAGCAGUCAACACUCAACAGUCAAACAGAAUUCAACAUCAAGACCAAGACCAGGACCAAGACCAAGCGUGAAGGAGGGUCGGCCCGCGGCUCCUCCACCUCUAUGCCCAUUAUUGUCCCCAAGAGAACACUGGUCUUACCACCAUGGAUCAGUUGCUUCCCUCGCCGGGGUUCAGCAUCCCCAGCAUCGGGACGCCGCUGGCACACUCGGGGGAGGAGGAGAUGAUAUUGCUCUCGGCACAGCAGAAGCAACAGCAGCAGUCUGCACAGCAGCAACAACAGCAGCAGCAGCAACAAGGGGCACAAAUGGGGCAGCAACAACAGCAACAGUUCGGCACCGGCCUAACGCCACAUAACCUUAUGCAACCACACACACCUAACCUCAUGUCCCCUGCAAUGGGUGGCGGGUCACAGGUGGGGGCUGGGGCCAUGUUUGGGUCAGCCCUGGGCCCCUCCACUCCAGCGGGUGGCCCCAUGACCCCCAUGACGCCACACUCUAAUGACCCCGGCAUUGUACCGCAGCUGCAAAACAUCGUCUCAACUGUUAACCUGAACUGCAAGCUGGACCUCAAAAAGAUCGCCCUGCACGCACGUAAUGCCGAGUACAACCCCAAGCGAUUUGCGGCGGUGAUCAUGCGUAUCCGUGAGCCGCGCACCACCGCCCUCAUCUUCUCCUCGGGCAAGAUGGUGUGCACUGGGGCCAAGAGUGAGGAUGACUCAAGAUUGGCGGCGAGGAAGUACGCGCGGAUUGUGCAAAAGCUUGGGUUCCCUGCAAAGUUUAUGGAGUUCAAGAUCCAGAACAUGGUGGGGAGCUGUGACGUUAAGUUCCCUAUCAGACUGGAGGGCCUCGUGCUCACCCAUAGUCAGUUCAGCAGUUACGAGCCUGAGCUGUUCCCCGGCCUCAUCUAUCGCAUGGUGAAGCCCCGCAUUGUUCUUCUCAUAUUUGUGUCCGGCAAGGUGGUACUCACAGGUGCGAAAGUGAGGAAUCAAAUUUAUGAAGCCUUUGACAACAUCUACCCCAUCCUGAAAAGCUUCAAGAAACAAUGAUGGCACAUAUGGUUGUCAUGCGAGUGUGUGUCCGUGGCAUCUUGAGAGUCUUACAAUGUACAAAGUGCGAACGUUUUAGCGUUAUGAACUUUUUUGAGGACUGAGGAGUUUUGAUGCAGUUCGGUGGUUGCGUAUUCUUAGGGGACGUCUGAGAAUUUGCACACGCCAUUCCAAUUUGAUACUGAAUAUACUUAGGUAAAAUUGAUGCCCUCCUCUUCCCCCUCCCUCUUUUUAUACCUCAAUCCAUUUUCCCAGGACCACUGUUUUCCCCCCCGGGUGUGAUGAGCAAUUGGAAUGGCGUGUAUGGGUAAGCAAACAUGCCCCGAGUGUGUUUAGUUCAGGCUGUCCAGGUUUGAAAAAUUUGGUAGGCCUGGAUGGUGAGCUGGCAGAGAGGUCAUCAAUCAAUUUUCCACUACUUUUAUGUAAGAAAAUGAUGUGAGUAUUUUAUAACUAUGUUAGUUAUGCCUGGAGUGAGAGAAUGUUUAUGACAAUAUUGUGAUGGGAGGAUUCUUAGUUGUUCCUCUGUGGCCUCCUUCACAUGAUGAUGGCACAACGUGAUGGACAGUCGAGUUUUGUGGGACUGUUUACAUGAUGCAUUGUUCGAGUUCCCAUGGGCUCUGUUGAUCAUUGGGCCACAAGGACAAUUUAAUGAUGCUUGUGUGAAGGAGACCUGAGCCUCUUUGUAUAUUUCCUACUUCAACUCUUCCUUGCAAAGUCAUUCUCUUCUGUGUAAAACAAAAUUCCACUCUGACUGAAUUCCUUUCCGUGCAUUUUCACCGUUCAAAAUGCGUCUCUUCUAUGAUAAAACAAACAUUAUAAUUUAUUUUCCUUCUUUGUGUGUCAUAUUUUCUUCAGGGGUUCAAGUUGUUUGGUCACAGUGUUAGUUAGUCAGAAAGAAUUUAUAUUUUAUCUAGGAGGAGCUGGCAGGAAUUUCAAGUGCAAGAAUUUAUGCCGAGUACACCAUAGUCUUAUUCUUUCUUAGGUCAGUUGGUGCUGGGCAAUUUAUAAUUUAUUUAAUGAGAGACUGACAGGAAUUUCAACCUUUACAACUUAUACUAGCUUGGGUUAUGCUUGUCAGUGGGUCGAGAGGAUAAGUAUGUUUUAUGGAAUGGAUGGAUGGGUAGUGUUGGUCCAGUUUCUCUUUGUCUUGUUUCUCCUUAUUUUUUUCCUCUUCUUGCUCAUAAAAUCUCCGUCUCAGGUGUGGCAAAGCUUAAGACUGUAUGCCAUAGUAUUAGUACUCAUCUGGCUUUACCAUUUGCACUGUUUAAUAAUAACGAUAAUAGUAACAUGCUGAGUACAUCUUUGCCUUACUCUGUCUUGAGUCUUCUGAAUUGGUUUGGACGACUUUGUAAUUUAUAAUGGAGUGCACCAGUAAGAAGUGAUGCCAGUGAGUACUACACCAAAGUCCUUUUUUGUAUAGGUUAUAGCAUUGGUUGAUGAGAAUUUGUAUUUAUAUAGUUUGGAUUUAUGUGAAUUGUAUGAAACGAGAACACCAACUUUGGUCAAAUUAUUUACGUACUUUGUUUUCUCAUUUGGCAUUUGUAUUUUUUUUCUUGGUACUUCCCUGAGUAGCUUGUUCUUUUUGUUCUUUUUGUAUUUUUCCAAGUGUCCAUUUACUUUUCGGCACAGCAAGUUUCCUGUGUAACUUUCCCUUUUUUGUAUUUUUCCUAGUGUCUAAUUACUUUCUGGCACAGCAAGUUUCCUGAAUAACUCCCUUUUUUUGUAUUUUUCUGAGUGUCCAAUUACUUUUCGGCACAGCAAGUUUCCUGUGUAACUUUCCCUUUUUUGUAUUUUUCCGAGUGUCUGAUUACUUUCCAGCACAGCAGUUUUCCUGAGUAACCCUUCUUUGUAUUUUCUGCGUAUGCAUUUUUGCUCUCAUUUUGUAUUUACCCUUUUCUUGUAUUUUACUUUUAUGUCCUUUCCAGAUCAACCUUCUCUUUCUUGUACUUUGUUGAGUUACCGGUAACUUUUUUUUAUGUAUCUUCAUGCGUGUUCCCGAGUGCCUUUUUUUCAUAGAAGUUUUUCCUGUUUUUUUUUGCACUUUCCUGUGUACUUGUUAUUUUAUUUAGGACUUUCUGUGUAACUUUGAGAUAGGAACUUUUUCUCUUGUGUAUUUUUCCUAGAUAUUUUUUCCUCUCCUGAACUUUACUGAAUUACACUCAUUUUGUAUUUCAUUAAUAUUUUCAGAGCAACUAUUCUCGGAACUGUUCUCAUGUUAUUUCAGUCAGCUUUAUUUUUAACUCAAGAGUUUUUCUCUUCACACUUUUCUGAGUAUUACAUCUUUUAAUUUUCUCCGUUACGUGUUUUCCGAAUAACUUCUGUAUUGUACUUCCCCGAGUAUGUCGAAGAAUUAUGAGCAGAGCUAUUACUAUUGUCAAGGAAAUAUUAUAAAUAAAGUGAGUAAAAGAAAGAACGAGUCAUGUAAACCAGCCUGUUAUAAAUAUACACUUCAAUUCCAAAUGUGUACAGCAAUACAAAACCCUUAUGAACACAAGGACACACCAGGUAUAGGCUUCAUUCACAGCUACAAUAGGUUUGCCAGUUCCUACAUACAUACCCUUAAUGUUAGUACUCUAUAUGGGGAAAAAAAACCUUGAAAAAUUGAGGUGACAUACAAGGUUAUUACACACCAUUUCUGAGCUUGGGAGGUAUAUGUGCCAAAACACAUUUAGAAUAUAUCCCCAAAAGGAAUGAUGUGGCUGAAGUUGCUGCCAAAUUGUAGGUUUUUUGUCAGUUUUUGGAUCUAGGUAUAUAUACACAGUAAAGCCUGGAGCCAUAAACACAGAAUGGAGAGAACAGCACCAAUGCCGCAACUUUCAAAACACAUAAAGCCGAUUUCACGGUCCAACACAGUGGGUUUUAAUCACCUGAACCAUACUAUUUAAUCUUCAACACUCUGCAAUGGUUAGGAUUUUGAUGCAAGGCCUGAUACACAAGAGAUUUCCUUAUAGUUUCCUCAAAUUUCUUAACUUAAAUAUGAACACCAAACACUACACAAGGAAUUUUGAAGUCUUUGGCAUUGGUUUGGAGGUUUACUACCCCAUCAUGGCGAACUGUGAAAGUGACCCAAAGACUCUACUCUUCAAAGGUUUCCCAGAACAGAAACUGAACAUCCUCCUCCCUUCCUGCCCUCAGUAAUCCAAGAACAUUCAUAUUCCACCUACAGACAUGAACAUUUCCACAAAACCAUCCACUAUUGCUGUUAUCAUUACUCCUACAGACACAUGUGAAGAUAAAUGGAUAAGAAUAUAGGUUCUCAAGUGCGUUUCCAGAAUAUAUUGUGCCGUGGGGGAAUGCAAUGGACGUGUUUUUAGCUGCAGUGUCGCUCGACUGACUAUGCAUUACUCAUGUCCACAGAACACUGUUGCCAGAUUAUCGUACUCAGAGCAUAGUAUUUACUGGUUUCUGACGCCCAAUUAUUGCCAAGAAACAUCAGGAAUUAACUAUUUUAAUGAUAAAUAUAAAUUAACCUAGGUAUUGGGGCUUAGGAGACAGAUUUGGGGUCAGAAGUCUGUAAAUAAGAGACGGGUACAACAAUCUGGCAACGUUGCCUCAGAAGUGAAAUAGUGAAAGUAAAGUAAUAUGACUCAAUUUUAUCCUUCAUUUCAAUUUUCAUGUUUUUUCCCCAUAAUUUUGAGAUAUUUAAUUUCCAUCCUUCACCUCAAUUGAGUUAUUUAUUUAUUCUUCACUUUAAUUACUCAUGUCUUCAGAAGUGAAAUAGUGAAAGUUAAGUAAUAUGACUCAAUUUUAUCCUUCAGUUCAAUUUUCAUGUUUUUUCCCUAUAACUUUGAGAUAUUUAAUUUCCAUCCUUCACCUCAAUUGAGUUAUUUAUUUAUUCUUCACUUUAAUUACUCAUGUCCUCAGAAGUGAAAUAGUGAAAGUUUUAAUUUAAUCCUUCAGUUCAAUUUUCAUGUUUUUUUCCCAUAAAUUUGAGAUAUUUAAUUUCUAUCCUUCACCUCAAUUUUCUCCCUUUGUUUUGAGUUAUUUAUUUAUCCUCCAGUUUAAUUUUUCAGGGUAUUUUUUCUCCUUCCACUGAUACAUAAGUACAAAACAAAAACUGCACAUAUGAACUGGCAAACACAUACCCUAUCACACACUAUAUAACCCCUCAUUUGACUUCCAUAUGCAUUUAUAGAAACACACACACACUCACACAUACAGGCACCAACACACACUUCCCACCACCUAUAGUUCCUCUCCUCACUUAACUCAUACUCUCCCAUACACACACACACUCGCCUUUCACCAAAUACAUAAUACACACAGUUUGUAAGCUUGCAUUAUCUACAGCAGCUCUCUCCACCUGCCAUCACCACAACAUAUCAGCAACAACAACAAUGCUAAUUCUUAAACAUCCUGGAAUCUGCACAGUUCAAAUAUUUAAGGCAUUCAAGUUCUCGGUAAUCUCUCUGAUGCCCGACUCUAUACUUCUCAAGAGCAAUUAUAUAUAUGUAACCUUAAUUUCAAUAGGCAUAGCUGAAAAAUCUUAGCUCCCAAAUAUACUGUAAUCUACACACAGUGCAUAAGGAUCAUAGAAAAUUGCUAAGCUGAUUUCCUGAUACAACACCACAUAUUUAUCAGGGGCAAGUAUAUAUUGUCACCCUCAUAAAGUAAUUGCCUAAGUAAUUUUUCAGUGAUUUCUUUUGUUUACGUACAUCAAUUUUUUAACAUGUGAUGCCCAUUUUUGAAUAGUUGCCUUCGUUAUUCAGGGUUUGAGUGUUCUAGAAUAUGCCUUUUCAUUUCUGCCUAAGUCUUAAGCCAAAUGAGAUAAUGACAGUUCUUUUCUGAUUUCCCGAAAAGUAGAAAAUAAUGAUUUAGGCGGUUUCUUUACGAGGGUGACGAUAUGUUAAUUUCAAUUCCCGAAAAGUAUAUAAUUACAAUCCCCAAACAUCCUAGAACCCACACAAUAUACAGUACUCAUGAUAUUCUAGUUCUAAGCUAAAUUCGCCUGAUAUCACAUUGCAUAUUUACCAAGUGCACGAGUCUGUGAUGCUGCAUAACCUUUGCUUAACAUGUGAACGUGUCCGAACUAUUGAUUUUAACAGCGCCGAGCCCCACUUUCCUGAAAUAUAACAAAUGGGAAGCACAGUCGUCUACUAAGUGAUGAAUGACACCACAGUAGCAGCAUUAGUAGUAGUAGUAGCAGCAGCAGUGGUAGUAUUAGUAGUGAAAGGGGUAGUAGUAAUAACAGUAGUGGUUAGGUGUGGUAGUAAGUCGUAGUAGUAGUAGUGGUAGUAACCUGAGAUAUUUCUGAAGGCUAAUAAGCUCUAGCUCCUCAAAUAAAGUAAGUUAAGUGUGAAUGGAUACUGAUUGAGACAUGAAUAAGAACUUGCAUAGCUGGUGACACAUACUUAAUCUCUUACACAAGUGUCCAAUCUCAUCUACAAAACAUGUGACUGUGCUAAUCUCAUAUAAGAAUAAAAGACUUGAAACAUUAACUCUGUGAUGAAAAGUAUCUGAAAAGGAAACAGAAGACUGGCUAUGCAGUUACAACGGAUACUAUAGUGUUACUUAAAGAAAUAAUAACAAUAAUAAUAACAUUGUGCAAAUUCAUAGUUUAGAACCAUGAAUUAUCAACUAUAAGACUCUAAUCAUGGUGGAUAUUCUUCCCCUAUGUAAUCAACUGCACCGGAAUAGAUUUGCCUUUACCCAGCGGUGGACAGACACACACUCACCACUGCCACAUAAAGCUUAAUCUUCACCGAGAAAGUGGAAUGUGGUGCUUAUAGGCUAGUAAUGGUCACACUCCUUCUUGCAGCCUCAAUAUAAGUGCUCCUUGUGAAGUAUGAGGGUCUGGAGGAGAGGGGGCUGAGGGACAGAGCCAUUGUUUCUAGUUUGAACAGGGAACAAGAGCUAAGUUGCAAGGGAAAACCAAACCUCUGUACUCCAAAUCCGAGGUAACUCCCUUGUAGCUUCAAUCUUAUUCUUUCUGGAAUGUGUAGUCUCUUUCCCAGUGCAACCUUUUAUUUUUUUACAUUAGAGGAAACAGUUAAAGGGCAAAAAAAAGGAAACAAUAAUGAAAAAAAAGCCCGCUACUCACUGUUCCCACAAAAGAGUCAAAAGGAGUGGCUGAAAGAUAGGUCAAUUUCUUUCCUCUUGAACUCUUGAAAUAGAAAAAAUGGCUUUGUUCCUUAUAUCCCUUCUCUUCCAGACACCUCAUAUAUACUCUGUUCAAAUUACCUUGGCAAACAGGCCCUGCCCACAUGCACAGAAACCAAUAAGAUACAAUCCAUCCCAGCACUCACGUCACACACAUCCUGCACUGAAGAGGGACAUUAAUUGCUUAUGAACUGCUAGCACAUAAGAUUCACAUUCUAAUACAUUUCAGGACUCAUGCCCACAUUAGACAAGUCCUUCAUGGAGGUUGUGGGUACUUCCAGGGGUAGUUUUAGGAGUCUAUAAUGCGUUUGUAGCAUGAAGUCCGUUCUAGGUGUGGCAGAUUCUGGAAUUACCAUGAGUGCGGUGCUGCCAGUUCGACCGCCAAUUAGGUUGUGGGUAGGUAGGUAGGGAGACAGAUUUGAAAAUUGGCGGUCGAACUGGCAGCGCCGCACUCAUGGUAUAUAAUUCCAGAAUCUGUCACACCCAGAACGGACUUCAUGCUACGAACGCUAGUGUGACGGUUUGACAAGGCUUCUGCACCACGUAUGGCAAAAACACUCAUGAAAACCUGACUGAUCUCCUUCAUGGCCAUUUGAAAUAUCUGUUGUGAGAGCCAAAGGUGUCCAGUGCAAAGCAGUGACCAAUAAGAGAUAACCUUCCCUGGAAUCCACCAAUCACAGGCUGUCUUCUUCUGAACUGACCAAUCAUAUACAUGUCACACACAAGGGGGAGGGGCUUAUUUGCCAGGCCAAUUUAACUCCAGAUUCACAAGCUAACAGUAGAAAAAUUUGAGCAUAACAUAUAUAUACUUAAUUUUCCCUUCAAUUAAUACGAGUUAUGCAUCUGGUACCUUUGUGGCUUGCAUCCCCAAAAAAGAAGUUUUCCUCCUUCCCUACAAUAAUGAAAAUAUAUAUCAUCAUUAUUUCCUCCAUCACAUGCAAAGAGAAAUGGUCCCAAGUGCUGUUUACCAAUGGCCUCAUACCACUUACAUUUGAGACUUUCUAAUACAUUCUGUUAUAGUCACUGCCAGCCAACCAGCCCCUGAAGCCCCACUCUGCCCUCUUCUUAAAGUCUUUCCUUAUGUAACACUCAGCCCUCUUCAUUUGCAGUCCCUUUUAAAUUCCCUUAAGACCCACCCAACCCUCGUCUCAUUUAGUCCAUUCAGCCAUUUAGUCUACCAGUCCCUCAAGCCCCACUCUGCCCUCUUCUUAAAGUCUUUCCUUAUGUAACUGCAGUCCCUUCUAUAUUCCCUUAAGACCCCCCCAACCCUCUUCUCAUUUAUUCCAUUCAGUCAUUUAGUCUACCAGUCCUUGAAGUCCCACUAUGCCCUCUUCUUAACCAGUCUUUCCUUAUUUAACACUCGACCCUCUUCUUCAGACCCACUCCACCCUCUUAUCAUUUAGUCAACCAAUCCCUGAAGCCCAACUAUGCCCUCCUUUUAAACAGUCUUCCCUUAUGUUACACCACCGUCAUUUUUGGUUGAUGUAAAAAAAGAAGGUUAGGUUUAGGGGACUUGUGGGAAGGCUGAGACUAAAAUAAUGCACUCUGGGGUGAACUAAAAGAAUAGGGCUAAGCUUAAGGGGACUCAGUGAAAGGGUGUGAAAUAAUGCACUCUGGGUUGAGGUAAAAGAUGAGGGUUGGGCUGAAGGGACUCAUUGGAAGGCUUUGGCUAAACUAACGCAUCUUUCCUUUGGCUUAAACACAUUAUAAACCUCAAAAUCUGUAGCUAUGAAUCUUUCCUUUGGCUUACACAUGUUAUAAACCUCAAAUUCUGUAGCAAUGCACCUUCCCCUUGACUUAUACUCAUUAUAAACCCCAAAUUCCUUAACAAUGCACUUUACCUUUCACUUAAACAAAUCAUAAACCUCAAAAUCUGUAGUCAACCAUCUUUUCUUUAGCUUACAUAUGUUAUAAACCUCAAAUUCUGUAGCAAUGUACCUUUCCCUUGGCUAAUACUAUAAACCCCAAAUUCUUUAACAAUGCACUUUACCUUUGACAAAUACAUUAUAAACCUCAAAAUCUGAAGCCAUGCAUCUUUCCUUUAGCUUACGCAUGUUAUAAACCUCAAAGUUCAUAGCAGUGCACCUUACCUUUGGCUUACAUACUUAACUUCACAUCCCACACAGACAUGUUAGCUACUUAAUAGAAGGCACUUGUUUCCGCCGCUUACUCCUCGUCGUCCUCCUCCUCAUCCUCGUCGUCAUAAUCUUCAUCCUCGUCUACGUGGCUCUCCUCUAUCGUUCCUUUGUGCGCCACCUUCUUCACUGACCCGCCCACUGAGGAAGAUGACCCCUUGGAAGGCUG
Molecule: messenger RNA, 9471 nt
Organism: Eriocheir sinensis (Chinese mitten crab)
Lineage: Eukaryota; Metazoa; Arthropoda; Malacostraca; Decapoda; Varunidae
Gene: Tbp
Exons: 7
Coding region: 166-1068 (300 amino acids)
Biological process (GO): DNA-templated transcription initiation
Molecular function (GO): RNA polymerase II general transcription initiation factor activity; DNA binding
Source: RefSeq, a predicted model, not a curated record